AUGUCGGCUGGGUCUCCAUCCGCUCGUCUGGGCCCCCGGCUAUCUGGAAACCUCUCACAAUGUGUUCUGGGCACGUCCAACCGCGGCGGAAGCAGAGUGAGGAAGAAGCUGCUUUCCACCAGCACCUUGUCCACCCUGUCCAACCCUCCGACGUUGACUCCCCUCCUUGAGACCGAUUCCUAUGCCGACGCCGAUGCCAAUGCCAAAUCCCACCUCGGUCCUCCUCCAUUUCUACAACCCUCCCCUCUUCAAGAUCGUCCUGCGACAGCCGCAGGUCUGGGCAGUGGCGCAGGAGGUCCAGGUACAACCACAGCUGCGAACGUGAUUGACGAUGACGACUCGGCGUCCACGGCCGACAGCACGAUUGGGAAUACCAUACCCAGGAACCCGUCAGAUGCGUGGCAGUUGUUGAAAGACGUGGCGAACCGGGAAGCAGAUCAGCUGCAAGCCAAAGGAGCAAUGGGCCAGCAGGGGGAUCCAUCACAUCAAGACAUGCAGAACGGAGCAAGACCAGAACCCAGGGGAUCCAUCAAUGGCAUCCACGCUGGAAUCUCGACCUAUCGACUGGUGCGCGAAGGCUACCUGACGCCCGAAAUUAUCCAAAUGCUAGUCCGACGAUACGCUGAGCACUACCACCCGUACCUUCCCCUGGUGCCGCGCAAAUAUUUUGAUCCUGCUCAGCUGGAUAUCUUCGCGGUCAAUGAUAAACAUCUGCUGACGGCCGUCAUCACCAUCUCGUCAAAGGACCUCAUUGAACAGCCGACGAUUCAUACCUGCUGCUCUCGAUACAUGCAUGACCUGAUAUCUGGGAUCGCAGCUGGCCAUGAUUGUGAAGUCGAGGCGGUCGAGGCGUUGUUGUUACUUGCCGAAUGGGAGCCGCAGGGCCUGCGAAAUCGCAUUGAAGCGGUUGGGAGGGGCGAGGAAGAUCGGUCGGCCUGGAUGCAUGUCGGGAUGGCCCUGCGCACGGGUUAUUUUCUUGGCCUUGAUCGAACUGCCUUUCGACAAGAGUCCGCCGAAGAAGCCAGGAUCGAUGGACGAAAACGCUUAGCUUGGGCCAACUGCUACGUCUCGGAUCGGUUGAUAUCGGUGAGGAUUGGGAAGGCAUUUUGGUCGAGAGGACCUGGACCCAUGACCGGUCUCUCCUCCCAGGACUUCCCCUCGCUGCAACCAAUCAACCCUGACGACGAAGAUUAUGCCAAAAUCAUGCAAGCAACCCUGGAUCUCACACAGCUCUAUUCGAAUGUGCACGAUGUUCUGUACUCGGGCAUGCGCACCAGUGGACAGAUGAUGCUCAUGGGGGAUUAUGUCAAGUACGUCGACGAUUUCCGCGCAGCCAUCGCUCGCUGGAACACGACUUGGGGGAAACUGGAGUGCUCUCCUUAUAUCAAGGUCACGCUGCAGAUGGCGUACGAAUACCUCUGUCUAUACACCAACGCCUUUGCCUUCCAAGCGGCCAUUGCUCAAGCAAUUGCUAGCAAGCCCAAGAGCGACGCCAACUCCCUGAGGGACCAUCUCCGAAGUGUAUUCUGCAAUGUCGGCGCUAUGCCAGAUGCACGCUUCAUUUGGGCCAGUGUGGCUGCUGCGAAAGCCUACUUGACGCUUCUCAGCACCCAAGUGGAUCCCAGCAAGUAUCUGCGAUACAUGCCGCUGAGAUAUUAUCUCUACUGCAUUUAUUCUGCCGUGUUCCUGUACAAAGCCCGCUCGUUCGGAGUGAUGACGGACAUGGAGGAGCGGCAAGUUCGGCAACUGGUCUUCCAGACCAUGGAAGUGCUCAAACGAGCGUCCGUCUCUGCUCAGGAUCCGGGGUCGCGCUACGCAAGGCUCUUGGAGCUGCUGUGGAUAAAGCCGCAAAAGGGCCCUUCACAACUCCCGCCUCCAAUUCAAUCUCCCGCGGCAUCUGACGGUCCAUUGUCGUCGAGCGGCAGUGUCCACGUCGACGCACAAGGAUAUAUGCAAUUCAGUCCGGCUAACGACUUCUCCUGGCUGGACCUCGAGGCCGUAGGCGACUACGUCUCCGGUGAUCAAAUCGCUGGCAACGGGAUGAACAUGCUUGCUCCGAUGGGGGCCUUCGAGGCGACGUCGACUUUCAUGCCUCAGACUCAAGGGAUGCAGUGGCAGCAGACCAGCAACUCCACGAAUUGGCCGGUGGACUGGAAUGGCAACUUGUUCUUCUGA
Molecule: messenger RNA, 2175 nt
Organism: Cladophialophora psammophila CBS 110553
Lineage: Eukaryota; Fungi; Ascomycota; Eurotiomycetes; Chaetothyriales; Herpotrichiellaceae
Exons: 2
Coding region: 1-2175 (724 amino acids)
Biological process (GO): DNA-templated transcription
Cellular component (GO): nucleus
Molecular function (GO): DNA-binding transcription factor activity, RNA polymerase II-specific; zinc ion binding; DNA binding
Source: RefSeq, a predicted model, not a curated record